This is a messenger RNA of Caenorhabditis remanei, 1560 nucleotides long. RefSeq lists its product as uncharacterized. The transcript is spliced from 8 exons. NCBI's taxonomy places the organism in Eukaryota, Metazoa, Nematoda, Chromadorea, Rhabditida, Rhabditidae. The coding region runs from base 1 to 1560 and encodes 519 amino acids. The record is from RefSeq and is a predicted model, not a curated record.
AUGGACUGCUUGGGAAACAUGUGUUAUUUGAGUUAUUUUUUGGGAUACGAGAUGAUUGUGCAUGGUCUAAUUGCAUUGCUAUCUCUUCUUCUCGUGAUAAAAUUAUUCAUUUGGAACAAGUGCUCAGAUGUUGCAGAAAACAAAGAUCUGACUAGAGCUAAUCGACUCGCUCUGAUUGACGCAUUCAUUAUUUUCUCAUUCGACGUAGCACCGGUAGUGAUUAUGUCAAAGUUUGAUACAGUACACUUUGAAGACGUCGGUCCGAUAUUAGCUUUUACAAAAAUGGGUGGAUACGCGUUGGAAGGAUAUCUCGUGAUUCGAGCAUUGAAAUUGAAAAAUGAACCGGACGCAAAUAAUGGAAAGUCACUGUCACUUGUCCAAGUGAAACCGAGCGGCGGGACCACAACUUACUUGGGUUACUUUUUGAUUCGACUUGUUGAUCCAACAAUUGUCAUUAAAAACCUUGCAUUUUACAUAGCUUGGCCUAACUUCAAUUUGGGAACUAUGCGUUGUUGGAUUGUAUUUUUUAUUGGUUUGGAUAGAGUUCUUGCGACGUGUGCACCUAUUUCCUACCAUAAUAACCGAUCGAAAAUCCCUACUCUAGCAUUUUUUCUUUUCAUUUUGAGUUAUACAGUUUUCGAGUAUUAUAUUUUAUUAGUUUUGUGCAGUUUUGAAUUGGAUGUUCCACUUGAUUGUACCAUAUUCAGAUGUGCCGUGGGCACAUGCUAUCACGAUUACUGGAAAUGGUAUCAGCAGGCCACUCGAAUCUCCCUCCUCGACUCCUUCAUUAUAUUUGCUUUCGACUUUUUCCCAGUAUUUCUGACUGCUCAAUGGCCCCAAUAUAACACAACCACAGUUGGACCCUUGGCAUCUGUUCAUCUCGCUUACUAUCUGGUUCGCGUUGUCUCUCCAGACCUUGCCGUCAAAAACUUGGCAUUUUAUAUCGCCUGGCCAAACUACAUAUUCGGAAGUUUCCGAUCAUGGGCUGUUCUUUUCAUAACUACAGAUAGAGUCUUGGCUACUUGCAUUCCAAUAUUCUAUCAUCUCCACAGAUCAAAAGUUCCAUUUCUUGCUAUUCCUAUUUUCAUUCUUGCGUAUGUUCUUUUCGAGCAAUACGUGCUUUUUGAAAUUUGCAAUUUUAUCAUAGAUAUACCAAUUGAAUGCAGCAAUUUCAGUUGCACCGUCAAUAAAUGUUAUCACGAUUACUGGAAGUGGUAUGAACAGGUGAUGCAUGUAUGUGUUGGAACUUUAUCUAUUGUCCUAUGUUUUCGUUUGUUCGUCUGGAACAAUUGCUCUCAUACAACCAGUAAUAAAGUUAUAUCAAGAGCCACUCGCAUCUCCCUCCUCGACUCGUUCAUUAUCUUUGCAUUUGAUCUACUCCCAAUUUUUCUGAUGGCCAAUUUCCCGGAAAUCAACUUCCGAUCUGUCGGACCUCUGAGCGCUCUUUGUAAAAGUCUUGGAUUUGUUAUUGAAUCUAUUAUAACUUGUAGAGUUUUAGUAGGGAAAAACCAGGAAGUAGUACCUGCUUCCAACAGUAGAACGUCUCGCAUUGUUUUGUAA